AUGUCAGGUCAGGUACGUAUAUAUAUCAAGUGCCACGGUGCACAGUGUCACAGCUGUGAAUUUGUGUGUGUGUGUGUGUGUGUGUGUGUGUGGUUUCUCCACAGGCUGGGUUGGUGUAAUCUCACAGAGGGCUGCUGUGAUGUUCUGGCCUCAGUCCUGCGUUCUCCUGACUCAGAGCUGAGAGAUCUGGAGCUCAGAGACAACGAGCUGCAGGAUUCAGGAGUGAGAGCGCUCUCUGCUGGACUGGAGGACCCACACUGUAAACUGCAGAGACUGGGGCUGUCAGGCUGUAGAGUCACACAGAGAGGCUGUGAUUCUCUGGCUUCAGCUCUGUGCUCAAACCCCUCACACCUGAGAGAGCUGGACCUGAGAUACAAUCACCCAGGAGACUCAGGAGUAAGAGCGCUGUCUGCUGCAAAACUGGACACACUCACACUGCUUGUGGACCAUGGAGGAGAGAACAGGACCAAACCAGGACCCAGGAAAUACGGCUGUCAGCUCACACUGGAUCCAAACACAGCGCACAGAGAGCUGUCUCUGUCUGAGGGGAACAGGAAGGUGACACACACACCGGGGAGUGAGCAGCCAUAUCCUGAUCAUCCAGAGAGAUUUGAGCAUGUGCCCCAGGUUGUGUGCAGAGAGAGUGUGUGUGAGCGCUGUUACUGGGAGGCUGAGUGCAGUGGGCCUGAGAGGUGGUGGGAGGGAUUGGUUUCUAUAGCAGUGACAGAUAAAGGAAUCAGCAGGAAAGGAGAGGGUUCUGACUGUAGGUUUGGAGAGAAUAGAAACUCCUGGAGUCUGGAGUGUAUAUUCAGUUACUUUGAUAAAUUCAGCUACUCUGAUGAACUCAGUUACUCUGUCUGCCACAAUAACAACAAAACACGCCUACCUGUCCCCUCCCCCUACCGCAGAGCAGGAGAGUGUGAUGAUGAUGCUGAUGUGUACAGGGUAGGAGUGUGUGUGGACUGUCCGGCCGGCACUCUGUCCUUCUACAGUGUCUCUGACUCUGACACACUGACCCUCCUGCACAGAUUCCACACACACUUCACUCAACACACACCCCUCUGUGCUGGAUUUAGAGUGUGUGACUCCUCAGUGUCCCUCUGCAAACUGGAGUAGAGACACACACACACAUUCACACACACACGUGCGCGCACACACAAACAUGCACACACGCAUACACACACACACACACACACACAUGCGCAUACACACUCGCACGCAUGCACGCACACACACACACCACAUUCAUAUACCCACUCACAAACACACACACCACACACUCACAUACACAUACACACACACACUCAAUCACACAAUCACACACACACUCAGAUACACAUAGACACACACACACCCACACCUACACACACACAUCCACACACACACAUACUCUCACACACACCCUUUCUCUCUCACACUCACACUCAUGCACACACACUCUCAAAUACACACACUGAUGUACACUCAUGCACACGCACUCACACACCUACGCAUGCACACACUCGUGCACACCCACUCACACUCACACACACAUACACACUCUCUCACACCCAAUCACUCACACACCUAAUCACACACAUGCACACACACACCUACACACAUGAACACAAUCUCUUGCACACAAACACACAUUCACCAGUUCACUCUCACGCGCACACACACAUGCCUGCAUACGUACACAGGCUCAAAACUGUAUGCACACACACACUAUCUCUCUCUCUCAUACUCAGUCACUCACAUAAACACACUCACAUCCACACACAUUCACACAAACGCAAGCAUACACACACAAACUCAUGCACUCAUGCGCACACACACACAUGCGUGCAGAGACACAGACACGUGUCAACACACACACUCCUCAGUGUCCCUCUGCUAACUGGAGUAGACACACACACAUGCGCGCACACACAAACAUGCGCACACACACACACGCAUACACAUACACACAUGUGCGCAUACACACUCGAACGCAUGCACACACACACAUAUAUACACACACUCAUAUACACAUACACACACACACUCAAUCACACACUCACACACAUAUAUAAACACAAACACUCAUAUACACCUAGACCCUCACACACCCACACCUACACACACACACUCACAUACACACACACAUAUAUACACACACACACUCAUAUACACACACACACAUACACUUAUAUACACAUACACACACACUCAAUCACACGCUCACACAUAUAUAUAUAUACACACACUCAUAUGCACCUAGACCCACACUCACACACCUAUACACACUCUCGCACACCCAGUCACACACACACACACACACCCUUUCUCUCUCAGUCAUGCACACACACUCACAAAUACAUACACUCAUGUUUACUCAUGCUCACGCACUCACACACCUACGCACGCACACUCUCUCACACCCAGUCACUCACACACACCUACAGACAGACACACACAAUCUCACACACACACACAGACACGCGCAUGCAAACAUACACACGCUCAUACCCGUAUGCACACACACACACACUCUUUCUCUCACUCACACACUCACAUACAGUAUAUAGACACACACAUUCGCAAACGCAUGCGCACACACACUCAUGCACUCACACACAAACACAAACGUGUCAACACACACACAUUCUCAUUCCCAUACACACA
This is a messenger RNA of Anguilla rostrata (American eel), 2646 nucleotides long. RefSeq lists its product as uncharacterized. The record is from RefSeq and is a predicted model, not a curated record. The coding region runs from base 1 to 1116 and encodes 371 amino acids. The transcript has 5 exons. Gene Ontology annotation, biological process: intracellular signal transduction. Gene Ontology annotation, molecular function: protein binding. NCBI's taxonomy places the organism in Eukaryota, Metazoa, Chordata, Actinopteri, Anguilliformes, Anguillidae.